Messenger RNA from Dracunculus medinensis (Guinea worm), 2511 nucleotides. The record is from the annotation of a GenBank genome assembly. NCBI's taxonomy places the organism in Eukaryota, Metazoa, Nematoda, Chromadorea, Rhabditida, Dracunculidae.
AUGGAAGGUUGUAAUAUUUCGAGUGGGUCAGAGGCCGAUGAUAGUAAUCAAGAUGGGCGAGGUGUUCAGUUUGAACAAAUAUCAAACAACGAACCAGACGUAGAUGCUGAAUUGGAUUAUGAUGAGGAUAACGAAAUAUAUGAUGAAAUGGAUGGUAUUGUUGAAAAUUAUGAGGGUUUAAAUAACAUGGGUGAGCAAGAGGAAAAGAUCACUACUGGCUUAAAUACUGACGAUCUGGAUGUUGUGGAAACGAAACAGUCAAAUAUGCCUAAAAAUGAAUUCAAAUGGUGUGCAGAAGGUGAUGCACAUAUGAAAAAAUGCAGUGGUGAUGAACGAGAAGCGAUAGAAGAUGGAGAGAUUAUAGACUUAGAAGAUGGUGAACUUAGAUCAGGUGGUGAAAGCGAUUUAGAUUCUUUGUCUGGGCGACGAGUGAUUCAAUCUACCUUUUCUGAGAAUCAUCUGAAAGGAAGAAGUCGUGAGCGAACACCUAUGCGAAGUCGUCGCAUUGAUGAACCUUGCAACCUUGGUGUAUGCAAAUUCUAUCUUCGUGGAACUUGCACUUGGGGUCCUGAUUGUAAAUAUUCGCAUUCAGAUGAGAACCACGGCAUUGGCUUACACGUCAGUAAUUUUUCAAGUGAUUCUAAUUGGCGAUGUGAACGUAAGAACAUGCCUAGAAAUGAUCGCGAAAGAAUAAAACGUGAAAGUAUUCAUUCAAGAAUUAUCUAUCCAUAUGAAACAAAUUAUGGAUCGGUUGGUAAUAUUGACAGCAGUGGAAAGGACUUAUCAUCAAAGGAAAGCGCUUGGGAAAAAGGACUGCGUCAAGCGAGAGAACUGAUGAUAAAAGCUUCAAAGAAGCGUGAGGAAGAACCUGAUUUUGAUAGAAAACGGCUUAUCCUCACGCCGAGUGAUGAAAUUGAUCGCCAUUCUCAUCAUACUGAUGACGACUCUGAUGAUUCACGAUACAUUGGAAGAACACGCAUCCGAUCACCUCGUUCACCAUCGCAGCGAAAUUUUACAAACAGAAGUAUUGGAGGGAGUGUCGGACGUGCUUUAGCGGAAGAGCGAAGGGCUCUUCGCUAUCUAUCUGAUUCGCGUAACUCGGAAGGAAACACACGAAUUCGCGAAAGGGAUUCGGAUAGAAAUUCAACUAUAUAUUCACAAAUAUCUCAUCACCGUAAGAUUCCAUCGUUGAUUGAUACUUUAAGGGAAGGUCGGAUAUUCGAACCACCUAAAAAUAUUGAUUUGGGACCACAAGUACUUUAUCCCAGUGGUCGACCAAUCCGACGACGUGAACGGAUCUUUAGGCGAGAUAGGGACUGCCAUGAAGAAAAUUAUAUAUUGCGCGAAGAAUCACGUUCACCAAGAUCCGUUUCAUCUUCUCGCUCGCAUUCACCAAUUCGGCCAAGGCGUGAUCUGGAUUUUAAGGACAGAAUGGAUCGAGAUGUUUCACCUAGUAAGAGACGUACAGCUUUAGGUGACAACACCGGAACGCUGGGUUUGGGUAGUGCUGAAAUACGAGACCCAUGGGAAAGAAAUUGUGUUAAAAGGGGUCAUAGCAGGGAAUUCAUUACAGCAACACUUGAUCCAGUUCAAAAAGGUGGUCGGAAAAUUAGUCGAUGCAACCGGCGUUUGAGUGACCGAAGUGCGUCAAGUAGCGUUUCUCAAAAAGCGUCGAGUGAAUCUUCUUUCUCAGCAUCGUCGCGAUCUUCUUCCCAUGAGAAAUGUCACACAUCUUCACGACCUUCUUAUAUGUCAGCGGUCCCAUUGAAGAAUGUUUUUGAUGAUGAUGGCUCAGUGCGACCGACAGAUUUAUCAUCGUUUCGAAUACCGAAACGGAAGAUGCCAGUCUCAUCUAAACAUCGGGAUUCGUCAAAAAGAAAUUUGAAACGAAAGGUCGGCAAAGAACUUGUUCAAAAGCGAGCUACAUCACCUAUUUUACCUAAGCGGAAACGUUCAAUCUCUCGAACACUAAAACAGAAUACAUUAAAAAAUGCUAGACAGUCUGAAAACGAUCUUUACGGUUGUGGAAGUCGAAACCGUUCUUCAUUUGUCGAUAAUAGAGAGGAUGUAUCGGAUGACUCGUCAUUUAGCAGCUCAAGUAGUUCGAGUGAUGAUACUGAACCAGCAGCUUAUCGUCGCAAAAGAUAUACAGCAAUUGACGAUGGUCUUCCCACGGAAGGUAUACCACUAUCACCUGAAGCUGCCGUGGAAGAUGUUUCUAGUGAUGAACAAGAUGAUCCUGCAGUUGGGAACAGCCCAAAUUGUUCAUCAAGGCAAUUGAUAACUCCUUCUAAUGAAUCUGCUGAAUAUUUUCCUGAAAAAAAUUCUAAAGAAGAAAAAGAUUCUAUUAUGGAAGAAAAUAUUUUGAAUCGUGGGCAGAGCAUAGAAAUUGACGGCGAGGAAUAUAUUGACAACGAAGUGGAAAGUGAACGUCGUGCAGAACUUCUGAGGCAGUUAAAAUGUGUAGAAGAAGCCAUUGCCCGUAAACGAAGUCGCCCACUUGCUUUAUAG